UCCGGACAGUUGAACAUGUUUUACAUUAGACCGAAUUAAAUAACAGUGACGUAAUUUAUUUCACUGUAGCUGAAGCAGGAUGUCCAGGAACCCGCCUCACUGUGCCGCGCGUGCAGAUCUGUGCCUGCGCGGAUUAAAGACGCCACGAGCGCCAGCUGGGUUUUGUUUACUAUUACAGCUGUUGUUGCUGUCCGACCAGAUUAUGACGUCACCCCUGCUCCCGCAGGAGUCAUGAAGUGAACGUUGCGGAAUCACCUUUUCCAAUGAUCGAGACCAGCACUCCGACCAUGCUGGACAGAACUGAACCGGCACACUGCACCGUGUGCUGCUGUACGCUGGCCAACAAGAUCCUCAUGGUGCUCUUCAUGGUGCUGCUCAUCUUCGCCAUCUUGUUUGGGAACUUGGUGACUCUGGCUGUGAUUUUAGGGACGAAACACUUUCACACGCCGCAGGGCUACCUGAAGGCGUCCCUCGCCGUGGCCGAUCUGGCCGUGGGGAUAUUCGUGGUGCCGCUGUCCGUCUACGCUGAGGUCUACCUCAUGGUGACCGACUCGGCGCCGGAGUGGACUUCAUACAACUCGCAGUCGGUGAGUUUCCACCCGUGCAACGUGAUCGGCCCCAUCUUUGCCGGCUGCACCUUGGUCUCCAUCACCACCAUUUUCCUGCUGACCAUCGAGAGGAGCAUCGCUGUGCUGAGGCCGCUGCACAAGGACUCUGUGAUUACACGUAAGAGGACCACGAUCCUCAUCGUCCUCUCCUGGGUGGGCAGCUUCUUCUUGGCGAUCUCUCCGAUGGUUUUCAGCAGCGAGAUCACUCUGGAGUACAACUCCUGCAGCCGGAUGUGCAAUUACGCUCUGGGGACCAUCGGCGAGUUCCCUAGCCAGGCCUGGAACAUCCUCCUUCUCUUCCCCACGUUCGACUUCACUCUCCUGGGUGGAACUGUGGUCAUCAACAUCAUCUCUCUGUCAAGCAUCAGGCAGCACUCGAAGCGCAGGAAACACCUGGCCGAGACCGAGUGCCAAAGCACCACCAAACCUACUUUCUCUGACAUAAAAGCAGCCAAAACAAUAGGGACGCUGACGGUGGCGUUUACCGCUUCCUUCACCCCCAUCGCCGUGUUCGUGGUCGGGAACGUUUUGGGGAAUAAAUGGUGCAACUUUUCCUUCUUCGCCUUCUGGAUUUUGGCCACCAACAGUUGCUGGAAUGUCAUAAUUUACAGUGUGAGGGAUCAGAAGUUCAGACUUCGCGCACACAAGCUGCUCAUGCCUUUCCAGAGAAAAAACACAACCAAAAACCUAAAGAAUUCAGGAACCAAAGACCAGAGCUGAACCUGAGAGGCGGGACGCCGUCAUUUAGAUGUCCGUUUGUCACACAAACUCGCCGUUCGACACGUCGUGGGUCUCGUUAAGAGACGCGUCUGCAUGUUUUGUGGAUUGCUGUUGUGAAGUUUUUACAUUAGCAUGGAAAGUUUUUCAGAUCACAACUGUUGGAUAUUAAGUGUCCCUCUUUGUGGACAUUUGUCUUGUUCUGUGUAACAUGAAGCCUGCUGCAG
Messenger RNA from Chelmon rostratus (copperband butterflyfish), 1552 nucleotides. Its product is annotated as trace amine-associated receptor 6. Gene Ontology annotation, cellular component: membrane. Gene Ontology annotation, biological process: G protein-coupled receptor signaling pathway. The transcript is spliced from 2 exons. Lineage: Eukaryota; Metazoa; Chordata; Actinopteri; Chaetodontiformes; Chaetodontidae. The record is from RefSeq and is a predicted model, not a curated record. Gene Ontology annotation, molecular function: G protein-coupled receptor activity. Bases 264 to 1328 code for a protein of 354 amino acids.